Messenger RNA from Ophidiomyces ophidiicola, 1761 nucleotides. RefSeq names its product MFS siderochrome iron transporter 1. The coding region runs from base 1 to 1761 and encodes 586 amino acids. Gene Ontology annotation, biological process: transmembrane transport. The transcript is spliced from 3 exons. NCBI's taxonomy places the organism in Eukaryota, Fungi, Ascomycota, Eurotiomycetes, Onygenales, Onygenaceae. The record is from RefSeq and is a predicted model, not a curated record. Gene Ontology annotation, molecular function: transmembrane transporter activity.
AUGAAGUCGCAUUUUCCCAACGUCGGCCCCGCAGCGCCGCUCGCCGAGAAGCUGCACCCACAAGCUCCAGACGCUGAAAUGGUCAAAGAGAGUGAAUUCAUCUCCGAUGCAGACAGUGAUACGAUUUCCAAGGAUGCCCAGGCCGGCGUACAGAAGAUGGAGGCCACGACGACGGUCUGGAGCACGUCCCACCUCGUUGCGGCUUACGUUUUAAUCUGGCUUAUUACAUUUUUGGACUCUCUGCAGCAGGGGAUGUCAUUCGCCUUGACGCCUUAUGUAACAAGCAACUUCAACCAGCAUUCGUUGACUGCUGCUACAGGCAUCAUGGCGAGCCUCAUAGGCGGCCUUUUCAAGCUUCCCUUGGCGAAAAUUCUUGAUAUCUGGGGUCGUCCACAAGGUUUUGCCAUUAUGGUUGUCGUAAUGAUCAUCGGCCUCGUUAUGAUGGCAGCAUGUAACAAUGUUCAGACUUUCGCGGCUGCUCAGGUCUUUUACUGGGUUGGUUACAAUGGCAUCACAUACAGCAUGUCCAUCUUUAUCGCUGACACGUCGGCGCUUAAAAAUCGAGGUCUGAUGUUUGCGUUUGCGGCCUCUCCUUAUAUUAUUACAACUUGGACCAGUGGACCCGUUGCCACCGCUUUCCUGAACGGCGCUGGAUUUAGAUGGGGGUUUGGCGUUUUCGCCAUCAUCACUCCAGUCAUCACUUUCCCUCUUUUUGGAUUGUUCAUGUAUAACUAUAAUAAAGCCAAAAAGGCGGGCCUGGUACCGAAACGGGAAAGCAACAGAACGAAACUCGAAUCCUUGAAAUAUUACUUUAUCGAGUUCGACGUGAUUGGUUUAAUUCUUAUUACCGGCGGACUCGCUUUAUUCCUUCUACCAUUCAGCCUUUAUUCUUACCAGCCAGAUGGAUGGAAAUCACCAAUAAUCAUAGGCUUGAUCAUUGUUGGCUGUGUCCUACUUGUUUCAUUCGCUUUAUAUGAACGUUAUUGGGCGCCAGUCACCUUUAUUCCAUUUGAACUCUUAACAGAUCCUACUGUCGUUGGAGCCUGUAUCCUCUCCGCUGUGCUUUUCGUCAGCUGGUACAUCUGGAACAGCUAUUUCUUUUCGUUCCUCCAAGUCGUCCCAAAUUUAAGCAUCACAUACUCGACAUACAUUGGCAACGUCUAUAGUAUCGGUUCUUGCAUCUCAGGAUUGAUAGUUGGCGUUUUAAUCCGUUGGAGUGGACGUUUCAAAUGGAUCGCCUUGUAUUUUGGCGUCCCUGUUACAAUCUUGGGAGUUGGCCUUAUGAUAAAAUUCCGACAGCCAGAUGUGAACGUUGGCUACAUUGUCAUGUGCCAGGUCUUUAUCGCAUUUGCCGGUGGCGCGUGUGUUAUCUGUGAACAAAUGGCGGUAAUGGCCGCUACCUCUCACCAAUACGUUGCCGUUAUUCUUGCAGUCGAGUCGAUGUUUGCGAGUAUCGGUGGAGCUAUCGGAAGUACCGUUGCGGCAGCCGUUUGGACUGGCACUUUUCCAAAGAAGCUUGCUGAGUAUCUCCCAUCUGAGGCACAGGGAAACCUUACUUCAAUCUAUUCCGACCUCAAAGUACAGACGUCGUAUCCCGUUGGAAGCCCGACCAGAAUUGCCAUCAAUAAGGCGUAUGGAGAAGCUCAGAAAUAUAUGCUCAUUGGGGCGACAGCCAUCUUGAGUCUGGGCAUAGUGUCUGUGGCUAUCUGGAGAGAUAUAAAGGUAAAGGACUUCAAGCAAGUCAAGGGUCGGGUUGUUUAG